AUGACACAAGAUAAUGGUAAUUUUGAUAACAACGAUACCAGCAGUCUCGAUAACAAGCCUCGUAACUCCUUCAAAAAUGUUUCCUUAAUUACCUGGCGCUGUUCUCUAAAGGCCCGAAUGCCGAGUCUCACCUCAUUCCGCUAUCCCGCUCAUCUCCGCCUGCUGCAAUCCCAGGGCGGCAUACCUGUCAACGCUCCCCAACCCGGGGCCUCCAACUCCGAUCCCUGCAACCCGGUCCUCCAAACCGGUUCCCCUCCAGCCCGGAGCCUCCUAACCCGGCCCUCCAGCCCGCUGCCCCUCCAACCGUGCCUCCAAUCCCCGACCUCCAACCUCUGGCCUCCCAACCACGGGCCUUCCACACGCCUGGCCGCUCCAUUACACCGUUCCUCCAACCGGCCUCCAACCCUCCGUCCUUCUCCAACCCUGCGCCUGCCAACCCGCGCCUCCAACCCGUUUCCAUCCAACCACUGGCUCUCAAUCCCGCUUCCUCCCAACCCGCCCGCAAGCCCGUUCCUCCAACCCGACCUCCAACCCGGCCUCCAACCCCUUCUCUCCAACCCGGCCUCCAAACCCGGCCUCCACACCACGUCCUCCAACCCGCGGUUCCCUUCCAACCGGUCGUCCUCCAAAUUACCCGCCCCUGCAACCCGUCCCUCCCAAUCCCGCGACUUCCAACCCGCGGCCUCCAAACCCGUUUCCUCCAACCCGGCCUUCCAACCCGGCCUCCAACCCGUUCCUCAACCCGCGGCCUUACCAAACUCCGCCCUGCAAACCCGCUGCUCUUUCCAACCCCUGCCCUCCAACCGUCCUCCAAUCGUCCUCCAAUCCCCGUCCUCCAACCCGGCCUCCAACGCCGUCGUCUCCAACGCGGCCCUCCAACCCGUUCUCUCCCCGUCCAACCGGCGCUCCAAUCCCGGCGCGGUCUCCACCCGCCCGCAACCCGUCCUCCAACCGAGCCUCCAACCCGCGCCUCCAACCCGUCAUCCUCCAACCCGCGCCUCCAACCCGCUUCCUCAACCCGGCCUUGCCAAACCCCGCUCCUCCAACCCGGUCCUCCAACCCGUAUCCUCCACACCCGGCCUCCAACCCGUCUCCAGCCCUGGGGGCCUCCAACCCGUCCUCCUCCAGCGGCCUCCAACCCUGCCUCCAACCCGGGUACCUCCAAACUCCGUCUCCUUUUCCAACCGCCCCCCUGCUCCUCCACCCGCGGUCCUCCAACCCGGACCUCCAACCUCGUCUCUCAAAUACCGGUCCCUGCCAACCUCGGCCUCCAACCCGCUCCAUCCAACCCCGGCCCUGCAACCGUCUUCCUCCAACCCGACCUCCAACCCGAGCCUCCAAACCCGUCCUCCAACCCUGGCCUCCAACCCGCUUUCUCCUCCCAACCCCGGCGCCUCCAAACCCGUCCUCCAACCCGCGUUCUUCCAACCCGUUUUUUCCUCCAACCCGGGCUCUCCAACCCGGCCUCCAACCCGCCCUGCCAGAGCCCGUCUCCAAUCCCGACCUCCAACCGCGCCUCCAACCCGUCCUCCAAACCCCGGCCCUCCAACCCGCUCCCCUCCAACCCGGCUCCAUACUCCCGUUCUCUCCAACCCUGCUCCCUGCCAACCCGUCCUCCAAACCCCGACCUUCCAACCCGGUCCCUCCAACCCUUCCUUCCAACCCGGGCCUCCAACCCGGCCCUCAACCCGGCCUCCAACCCGCGCCUCCAACCCGCCUUCCAACCCGUCCUCCCAACCCGUCUCUCCAUAUCCCCGGCCUCCAAGUCCGUCCUCCAACCCGACCCUGGGCAACACCGUCCUUCCAACCCUUAACCACUCCAAACCCCGCGCCUCCAACCCGUGUCCUCCGAACCCGGCACUCCGAACCCGUCCUCCCAACCCGGCCUCCAAACCCGUCCUUCCAACCCGCCUGCAACCCGCGUCCUCAACCCCGCCGUCCAACCCGGCCUCCAACCCGCCUCAACCCGUCUCUCCAACCCGGCCUCCAACCCUCCUUCCCCGUCCUCCAACCCGUCCUCCACCCGGCCUCCAACCCGUUCCUCCAACCCGCCCUCCAACCCCCGUCCUCCAACCCGGCCUCCAACCCGUCCUCCAACCCCCCUCCAACCCCCUCCACCCGCCAACCCGGCCUCCAACCCUGCCGCCUCCAAACCCGUCCUCCAACCCGGCCUCCAACCCGUCCUCCAAAAGCCCACCCUGCAACCCGUCCUCCAACCCGACCUCCAACCCGGCCUCCAACCCGUUCCUCCCAACCCGGCCUCCAACCGUCCUCCAAAGCCCGCGCCUCCAACCCGUCCUCCACCCGUGGCCUCCAACCCGUCCCUCGGCCUCCAACCCGGUCCUCCAAAACCCGUUCCUCCAACCGGCCUCCAACCCUCCAAACCCGUCCUCCAACCCGGCCUCCAACCUCCGGCCCUCCAACCCGGACCCUCCAACCCGGCCUCCAAAACCCGACCCGGCCUCCAACCGGCCUCCAACCCGUCCCUCAACCCGCCUUCCAACCCGUCCUCCAACCCGUCUCCAACCCGUCCUCAACCCGCCUCCAAACCCGACCUCCAAACCCGGCCUCCAACCCCGUCGCAACCCGGCUCCAAAACCGUCCUUCUCCAACCCGGCCCCCCUACAACCCCGUCACUCUAACCCGCUCUCCAAACCCGUCCUCCAACCCGGGGCCUUCCAACCCGCUCCUCCACCCGCCCCGCGGCCGUCCAACCCGGCCUCCAACCCGUCCUCCAGCCCGGCCUUCCAACCCGUCCUCCAGCCCGGCCUCCAACCCGGCCUCCAAACCGUCCUCCAACCCGGCCUCCCCAACCCGGCCUCCAACCCGUCCUCCAAACCCGGCCUCCAACCCGUCCUCCAACCUCCCGCCUCCAACCCGGCCUCCAACCGGCCUCCAACCCGGCCGUCCUCCAACCCGGCCUCCAACCCGUCCUCCAACCCGGCCUCCAACCCGUCCUCCAACCCGGCCUCCAACCCCGGCCUCCAACCCGUCCUCCUCCAACCCGUCCUCCGGCCUCCAACCCGGCCUCCAACCCGUCCUCCAACCCGGCACGGCGCCAGGACCCGACUGCAGCAGAAUACGACAGUCCAUCACGCAGAAUCCGGCCCGUAUAUAGCCACGCUCCCGGAGACAAAUUGCACAAAUCCGCGAUUCCGCUGGCUUAAGGACUAA
This is a messenger RNA of Penaeus vannamei (Pacific white shrimp), 3174 nucleotides long. The record is from RefSeq and is a predicted model, not a curated record. NCBI's taxonomy places the organism in Eukaryota, Metazoa, Arthropoda, Malacostraca, Decapoda, Penaeidae.